CUGACCUUGGCGUAUACAGUCGCGACUUCAACGAGCAUUUUAAGGUUCCCAUUUCGCGAAGUCAACGAGCAUCUCUCAGUUUUGCAUCGACACCAUGACCGCUCGUCGGCACUCCAUUCAGUCCUUGGCACCAGAAACUCUGCUGGAAAUAUUCGAUCACUUAUCGACGUCCAGGAAACGCUCCAAGAAGACAGGCGUUUACAGCCCUAUUGCUUUGUAUCCCUUCACCAUCGCCAGCGUAUGUCGUCACUGGCUCGACGUUGCGAGUCUCAAGUCGAAAUACUGGAGCGACGUCGUCAUCCCACUCGACUUCCCUAUCCUCCCAUCUAUCAUGGGAACCUAUCUUGACGCGUUCAACUGUCAGGAUACUCCGCACUUCCACAUAGUCUACUUCAACACUGUCCCCAUCCAAGCCCAAGUGGAGAAAGCCCGGCUCGAUGAUGUGAUGCGUCUUCUCGUGCCGUAUUUCCACAAGUGCAAGACUAUCUCCAUUUAUACCUGCUAUAGGUCAUCUACGAUCCUAGUCACGAAAUACCUCACGAAGCGAUCCCUCAUUUUCCUUGAAGACUUGUCCCUUGUCUCCUCCAUCACUGACACAACUCAGCCUGCUUGUUUCGCAUCCAUGACGUGUCCCAAGCUGAAAUCUCUGUCAGUAGACGCCAAGACGUUCACUAAUCUCAUCGAGGCUUUGGAAAUCAAGUCGGAUCCAGAAAGAGACAUGGACCAUGUUCGCAUAACCUCUUACCACCCAACCAACUGUCGAUCGGAUCUUGAGCCAGAUGAUCUCGUCUGUGGUAUCGCGGAGCUCGCUGAUGGCUACGGGAUGAUUUACGCGCUCGACGUCUCAGAUGUUAUCUUUGAUCCAUCUCUUACAUGGUUGUUCACCCACAUAUCCAACGUGUAUGAGGUCCGACUGGUUGACCUACAGAAGCAGUUUUUGGCUCAGCUCUUGGGCAGUUUCAGGACGCCUCAGGCCCUUCAUGACUAUACAAGCGUCUCUCUCACUCGUUGCAUCCUUCCAUACCCCGCCAUCAUUGGUGACAUGUUCAAGCUCUCAUUCAUCGAGAUGGGGGACAGCAAUUCCAUCCUUAACGCACUCAAGCGUUGGGAAGGCGUCGAAAUCGAGGUAAAAAACUGCUCAGGGUUCACCGACAUCAUUCUGGAUACUGUAUCCUCCGAACGUCUUUGUCCCAAUGCCACCUCCCUCAAAAUUCACAAAUGCCCAAUAUCAGUGAAGGCCUUGCGACGUUUUGUGAGGUCAAAGCAGAAUGUUAACCCAUUGACCAAACUAUGUGUUUCAAAGGGGCCAUCGUUGUUUUGGUGGGACAAAGUAUGGCUUGAGGGGAAGGUUGAGGAUGCAAGCUGGAACGGUAAAAAAUUGCAUGAAGUCAAGUUUUCCGGACAGAUCACGGUCUAGUUAGACACAUCCAUUGAUCAUGUGGGAUAACAGUCAAUGAAUAUUAGCAGUUGUUUACCCGAGUAGUAUAUAUAUGACAUGGACGUGUAGCAUUCCAGCCUACUCGAGAUCAAGCCGCUCG
Messenger RNA from Coniophora puteana RWD-64-598 SS2, 1538 nucleotides. RefSeq lists its product as uncharacterized. The coding region runs from base 95 to 1417 and encodes 440 amino acids. NCBI's taxonomy places the organism in Eukaryota, Fungi, Basidiomycota, Agaricomycetes, Boletales, Coniophoraceae. The record is from RefSeq and is a predicted model, not a curated record. The transcript is spliced from 3 exons.